GAGAGGCCUCACUGAGAUGCCAGAAGUUUGCCACUUCCCUGUUUCUGAAAGCUCUAGCUGAUUUUUUCCUGAUAGAGAACUGAGGAUGGAACUCAGCUCUCAUCCCCAGCAAGACAAAAGGUUGUGCACAAAAGUCUUUUGGGCAGUGUUUCCUCAUGCCUUCUUCAUCUCUUCUCUUGUGAUCUAUGCUCUUCUGGGGGCUGUCAUGUUUUCUCACAUUGAGGGUAAUAGAGACUGGAAUGAAAGUGAAGAAUUUAGGAAUUUUAUGCUGGAUCUGCGGAACUUCUCAAAAUAUCUAACAGAAAAUAUGACAGAAAAUGAGGAGGUCUUUAAGAAUAAAACCCGUGAGUUGCUCACCAAAGCUAAGCUGGAAUGGUUUGACAAUCCAAAAGAACAAUGGUCUUUCCUUGGGUCUCUCUUUUUCUGCUGUACUGUGUUCACAACAGUGGGUUAUGGCCAUAUCUACCCCAUAACAAAGUCUGGGAAAUAUUUGUGUAUGCUAUAUGCUUUAUUUGGUAUACCUCUGAUGUUCUUGGUUCUGACAGACCUGGGAGACAUCCUUGCAGCUAUCUUAUCCAAGUCUUACAAUGAAGUUAGAAAACUUCAGUCAAAAAUGCUAGCCUCUAAAGCAUCUAAACGGUGUUCUGGAUGCAUCUGUAAGAAAAACAGUGAUAUAAAAACGGAAUCAUCAUUGCUUAUGCAACACAAAAUAGUCAUCCAGGAACCUUUAAGUGUCACAGAAGUGCUGAAAAGUCAAUCCUCCAUUAAAAGGAAGUCACUGGAAUACCAGAAUGCUGAAAUAUUUGAAAUACUCGUUGCAAAAGAAAAUCAAUACCUUUUGUCACCAAAAAUUAAUAAAUUUGAACGAUGGAGUUCAUGUCCUGAACUGGAUUCAGGGAGGAUGAUCUGCGUCACUGAAAAUUUUGACAAAAUGGGCAAAGAAAUUGAAAAGUUAGAUGUGCCCAUCUUGCUAAUGGCACUAAUUGUCUUUGCAUACAUCUCCUGUGCAGCAGCGAUUCUUCCCAAUUGGGAAAGCCAUAUGGAUUUUGAGGAGGCUUUCUACUUUUGCUUUAUCACCUUGACAACAAUUGGGUUUGGUGAUAUUCACUUGCAACAUCCCAACUUUUUCUUGUUUUUUUCCCUCUAUAUUGUCAUUGGCAUGGAAAUAGUCAUCAUUGCUUUUAAGCUGGGCCAAAACCGAUUGAUUGGCUUAUACAAAAAGGUGAUUUCAUAUUUUAAUAAGAUGACGACACAGUAUGAGAAGUAUCCAUUUAAAAAACAGUCAUAAUUUCCCCCAGUCAAAUUCAUUGGCAAAUGCAAUCAGAUGAAAUUGUUAGUGUGUUUUCUUCUCCCUGCUUUGCGAAAGACUUUGGCAUAUUUCCCUCAUUUAUAUGAGCUCUGUUUGUUCUGAAAUCAUUAAUAACAUGCUGUAAACUGGUGGGAUGCCUGAGGACAGGUGUAGGCAGGAAAACUAGACAGGUGCAGGCAGGAAGGAUUUUCCUCAAGGGAUAUUUGAAACCAGAAAAAAAAAUCAACUAAUAUUUUAAAAAAACCUCCCCAGGCAGGAUUCUGCUCAAUCUUAUGUGCCCUAGCAGCAGAAGUCUGUCUGCCCGCAGACAGACUCUCUUUUCUGCCUCCCAAAGUGUCAAAUUAUGGUUCUUCUCCACAGCACCUGCAGAAGCAGAGCUAAGGAUUGCUUCUUACUCACCAGAGCCAGAGAGUAGCCGUGUCCUGUUACACACAUACCCACCCACCCACCUCCUUUUCUAGUGGCAGAACCAGGCCUGAGAUAAUUAAGCAUAAUUAAGGUAUGCAUGUCAGUGUAGUAUUAAAAAAGGGCUAAUUUUGCUCAAAACCCGUCUCCCCCUCCAUCUGUUUUGUAAUGUUCAGGCAGUGCAAAACAGACAGAAGAUUGCUCCUGAAUGGAUAUGUGAGGAUGCUCCUUGGGCAGCAUCAUCCCUGGGUAACACAAAGCCCAUCAACAUAGCUGACUCGAUGGCACCCAUUUCCUGCCCCUGCACAGCAGGCCUGGCAGGAGUACACUGGACUCUGGCGAUCUCUAACUGACCAAGUAUCUGCUAGAGGAUUAUUCUAGUUUAUGUAUCUAUAGCAGUUUUAGGCUGCUUUAAGUUAUGCAUGGAACCAAACAGAUUUUUGGCUAGCUCCAGGAUCAGAGAAGUGGAAAAAUAGCUUAGCCACCUUCCCCACUCCCCACCCCCAUUCACUGCUCAGCCAAACCUGCGGAUCUAGCCCAAAGUUUUUAACCUUGAAAAUAAUAAUUUAUUCGAUAACUUUCAACAUGGCUUUGCAGUUAGGAACAGGAUGUUUGAAUUCAAAGUUAAAUACCAUAGAUUCAGAAACUUUACUGUCCUCCACAGUAAAACAAUUUCCUAUAUUAAGGGUCAGCAUAUGUAUACUUUCAACUCUUUGUACUCAGCAUAGUGGACAUGUUUAUAGUGUUUAUCUAUAACAUGCAACCACUAAUCACAGUUUCUAGUCUCAAGAUAGCUAUUGGUGGGAAAACAUGCAGCAAACCCAAGACUGUUAUAAUUUAUGAACUAUAGCUAUUGGUAUAUAGUAUAGCAAGGCAGUAUGGUUUAAACUGACACAGCUUGGCACUAGAACCCUAAAAGCCCUGAGCACUAAUUUCAGCUUUGCUACUGACUAUCAUUGUGGCUUUGGGCAAGCCACUUCACCUACAUCACUUUCCCAGUCUGUAAGUAGGGAAACACGACUCCCCACAGCCAGGAAUGUCGUGCAAUUUACAUAGGUAAAGCUUAUUAUGUAUUCUGAACCUGUAAAAGCACAAUAUAUGUGCCAAGUGUUAGUAAUAAUUUUUACUAAACAAAAAAAUCCUAUCAUGCCAACUAUACGUCUUUUUAUGUAUCAAAACUAGUUACGUAUUCUAUAAAGAGCACCACUGCAUUUAACAACUCUGCCUUGGCUUGUAAACUAUAAGCUUAAAAAUGGAAUUUGAAUGAAGACUCUGAAUAUUAUAGUGCAUUCUGAUCAUGAUGUGAUAUACAUUAUUUUUAUUAGCAGGUUUGCCCUUUGAAGUUGAUAUUUUCUGAAUAUUUAUAUGGCAUCUCAUGUAAUCUCAAUGAAUAAUGGUGAUUUAUAUUCAGUACUAAUUAUUAAUGGUUAUUAGCAGUAAUUAAAUGCAGAUGAUGUACAAAAUACAUGCACUGAACAAAAUGUGUUGUAUACUAAAAUUAUUAAUA
This is a messenger RNA of Pelodiscus sinensis (Chinese soft-shelled turtle), 3221 nucleotides long. RefSeq names its product potassium two pore domain channel subfamily K member 18 (gene KCNK18). Gene Ontology annotation, biological process: stabilization of membrane potential; potassium ion transmembrane transport. NCBI's taxonomy places the organism in Eukaryota, Metazoa, Chordata, Testudines, Trionychidae. The record is from RefSeq and is a predicted model, not a curated record. Gene Ontology annotation, molecular function: outward rectifier potassium channel activity; potassium ion leak channel activity. Gene Ontology annotation, cellular component: plasma membrane.